AUGACCUCGACAGCUGCCAAGAUCCUUAAGAAUGCGCCUGCCGGCGUGCUGCGUCUGGGUAUGAUGCCUGCCGACGGUAUCGGACGCGAGGUGCUCCCCUGCGCCCAGCGCGUGCUGCAGAACACGCCCGGUGCGCCCAAGUUCGAGUUUGUCCACCUCGAUGCUGGAUUCGAGCACUUCCAGAAGACAGGAUCCGCGCUGCCGGAGGAGACGGUCAAGGCGCUGAAGAGCGACUGCCACGGCGCCAUGUUCGGCUCGGUCUCGAGCCCGUCGCACAAGGUCGAGGGGUACAGCUCGCCGAUCGUCAAGCUGAGGAAGGAGCUGGAUCUGUAUGCCAACAUCCGACCGGUGAUUGGCGUGCGUGGCACCAAGGACGACGACAAGUUUAUCGACAGUGUCAUCAUUCGCGAGAACACCGAGUGCUUGUACAUCAAGUCCGAGACGAGCGAGGCUGGACCAGAGGGUCAGAUCGCCCGUGCCAUUCGCCAGAUCACGGAGAAGGCGUCGACGCGUAUCGGCAAGAAGGCGUUCGAGGUCGCACUCGCUCGACAGGAGCUGCGCAAGACCACACAGCCUUCGUACUCGCCCACCGUGACGAUCUGCCACAAGUCCAACGUGCUUAGCGUCACUGACGGCCUCUUCCGCACUUCGGUCCGCGGCGUCUUUGAGAAGGACCAGAAGGCUAACGGCGGCGCGGGCAGGUACGAGGGCAUCAAGCUCAACGAGCAGCUCGUCGACUCGAUGGUCUACCGCCUGUUCCGUGAGCCCGAGGUGUUUGAUGUUGUGGUGGCGCCCAACCUGUACGGCGACAUUGUUUCGGACGCUGCUGCUGCGCUGGUUGGUUCGCUGGGUUUGGUGCCUUCGGUCAACGCAGGUGACGACUUUUUCAUGGGCGAACCGGUUCACGGCUCGGCACCGGACAUUGCCGGCCAGGGCAAGGCCAACCCGAUCGCCUCGAUUCGCUCUGCCGCCCUCAUGCUCGAGUACAUGGGCUACACCGAGCCAGCGCUCAAGAUCUACACUGCUGUCGACCAGGUCAUCCGCGAGGCCAAGUUCCUCACCCCGGACCUCGGCGGCUCCGCUACCACCACCCAGUGCGAAGAGGCUAUCCUCAAGAAGAUCAACGACGCCUGA
Sporisorium graminicola is the source of this 1134-nucleotide messenger RNA. RefSeq lists its product as uncharacterized. The transcript has 2 exons. Lineage: Eukaryota; Fungi; Basidiomycota; Ustilaginomycetes; Ustilaginales; Ustilaginaceae. The record is from RefSeq and is a predicted model, not a curated record. Gene Ontology annotation, molecular function: magnesium ion binding; isocitrate dehydrogenase (NAD+) activity; NAD binding. Gene Ontology annotation, biological process: isocitrate metabolic process; tricarboxylic acid cycle. Bases 1 to 1134 code for a protein of 377 amino acids. Gene Ontology annotation, cellular component: mitochondrion.